UAUUCGAUGGAGGCGUGGCGGGAGGUCAGUCUUGAAAUCGUUUCUGAUUGGUCUGCACUUCGUUGGCAUGCGCACUUUUCUCUAUCCAUUUUUUCCAUUCAACGUGUUAAUACUCAAGGAAACAGCACGGCGUGGACGUUCUAACAACAUUAUAAUAGAUCUCGGUUUGCAAGGAGACAUUUGACAUCAUGAGUAAUUCAUCAGAUUGGAUUCGUCCCGAUGCCCCUUCACGUUGUACUUGGACCCUUGGAAAAAACAAAGAAAAGAGCCCUCAUGUUCAUGAAAAUUUCAAGGAGGCCAGACCCAAGAUAUUUCCAAACAUCCUCCAACAGAUUGGUCACACUCCACUGGUCAGAAUCAACAACAUUGCACAAUCUGAGGGACUCAAGUGCGAAAUGUUGGUGAAGUGUGAAUUCUUUAACGCCGGUGGCAGUGUGAAGGACCGCAUAGGACUGCGGAUGAUAGAGAUGGCUGAGAAAGAGGGCAAACUAAACCCAGGGUGUACUCUCAUUGAACCAACCUCAGGCAAUACAGGGAUUGGGAUAGCCUUGGCAGCAGCAGUAAAAGGUUACCGGUGCAUAAUUGUCAUGCCCGAGAAAAUGAGUAACGAGAAAGUAGAUGUGUUACGUGCACUUGGGGCAGAGAUUGUAAGGACACCAACUGAAGCUCGUUUUGACAGUCCCGAAUCCCACAUUAGUGUUGCUCAGCGGUUGAAUCGGGAAAUUCCAAACUCGCUUAUUCUUGACCAAUAUCGAAAUGCUGGCAAUCCCCUUGCUCAUUAUGACAGAACAGCAGAUGAAAUCUGGGACCAGUGUGAUGGUAAGCUAGACAUGUUGGUUGCAGGGGCUGGGACAGGAGGUACUAUCUCUGGCAUUGCCAGGAAACUCAAGGAAAAGAAUCCAAACAUUAAGAUGAUUGGUGUAGACCCACUAGGUUCAAUCUUAGCCCUACCAGAAACUCUCAACCAAACCGAUGUCACAUCCUACCAAGUAGAAGGCAUUGGAUAUGACUUUGUUCCUACUGUGCUUGAUAUGGACGUUGUUGAUGAAUGGUACAAAAUUGAUGACAAAGAAUCAUUCAGAAUGGCCCGUAGGUUGAUCCGACAGGAAGGCCUCUUAUGUGGUGGUAGUUCUGGGUCAGCAAUGGCAAUAGCUAUCAAAGCUGCCAAGUCGCUUGAAGAAGGGCAGCGUUGUGUUGUUGUCUUAGCUGAUUCUGUUAGAAAUUAUAUGACAAAAUUCCUUUCUGAAGAUUGGAUGAUAGAGAACGGAUUCAUGGAUAAAGACUAUGGCCCAAAUGCACCUGAGAGUCAAUGGUGGUGGAAUCUCAAGUUAUCAGUUUUAGAGGUAAAUGCACCACUGACUGUGCUUCCAUCAGUUAAAUGUCAAGACUGCAUCAACAUAAUGAAGGAGGAGGGCUUUGAUCAGUUACCAGUAGUCAGUGAAGGGGGAGUGAUGCUUGGCACUGUUACCCUCGGCAACCUUUUAACACAGAUGGUUGCUGGACGAGUAAAGGCUAAUGCUCCUGUUUCAGACAUUCUGUACAAGAAGUUCAAAACUGUGACGUUGGACACUACAUUGGGCAGCCUUUCCCGUAUACUAGACAUAGACCCAUUUGCACUCAUUGUUCAGUAUCAGAAGCAAUAUUGUGGUGAAGAUGGUGGUGUGACACAAAGGCAGAUGAUAUAUGGAGUUGUGACCCAAAUUGACCUUGUCAAUUAUGUCACUAAAAAUCAACCCACUUCCCCUUCACCAACUACAAAAACCCCUAAUUUAUAAAUUCUUCAACCUUAAUUAAUCUUGCCAAAAUCAUGAAUUAUUAACAAUUUUUUUAAAUGUUAUUUUUUUUUAGUUUUUUUUAGGUACAUACAGUGUUUGUCAGUCCAGUUUGCAUUUUCACACAGUACUGUAACUUAUUUUAUUGUCAUUAUAUUUGAUGGUUGAAUUUUACGUCAAAUUUUACCCUGUCAAUAUGGAAGCAAAAACUGUAAAUUAACUGGUAAUUUUAAACCUCUUUCUUGUGUUGAUAAUGCUAUAUUUUAUACUGUGAACCACAAAGCCCUGUUCACACUGGAUCAUUUUUACCAGGAUGAAGGGUAAAUCUAUCUUGGUGAAAUCAUUCUACCGUUCACACUUGGAUUAGAUAUGAAUAGGCUUUAAGAUAUUAAGGUUUACCAUGUGUGCUCAGUGCAAUUGUAGAUACAUUUUGAGUAAAGUUCAGCAGUGCAUGUGGUAUUAGCACGCGCUCAGAAAGAUGUUACCAAUUACAUUGUUUGCGUUGGACUUUCUCAGGGGUGGUGCAAGUGGGGCAGUAGGUGAGAACAUUAUUUCGUCAGGGAGAAGAAAGAUUUAUAUGUAUUUUUUACAUAUUAGUAGACACUAAAAUCCAUUUAAAUAAGCCUAUGAAACUACUGUACUAAAUUGUCAUAGUUUUUGAGCUAUAUCCGACCCCGCCAAUUUGCGCUUUUGUUAGGGACAUCGGCCUCUCUUCCCGUGGGGAAAGUCCUGGUGCCAUUCCGGGCCUUGCUUGCUGGAAUUAACAGCCUGGUUAUUGUAUCAGUGCAACAUUUGCAUUUAGAGUUCUACAAUAAGAGAGCGCACAUAUUAUGUAAAUAUGUUAAGGAACAUUAGGGUUUCUAAAUGUGCAGUAAUCAGAGGGGCAAUUUACAGUAAAUAUUAUGAAACUUAAAUUUCAUAAAUUUUACUUUUAACAUGCAGCUGCGAAUGAUCAAACAAAUGAUGGCGUAAAUAAAUUAUUGUUAAGAUGUGAUAUAUUGUUAUAUUUAACAAGUGAUAGGAAAUGGGAUUUACAGCCAGUAAAGUAAAUAAUAUCUGAACAUUUGUAUAGCACUCUUGAAUCCCACAUUGCUUAAUGGUUCUGUAUAUGCAAGUUGACUUUUUUCUAUACACACUGUAGUUAGACUAGCUUCUUUAUGCAUUUAAAAAGUAAAAUAGUGUUCUAUUUUAAGUGAAUAUUCUUAUAUUAAAGUCUUUUGCUCUGAUAUUGUCUAUUCAAUAUUUCUUUUUGCAUUUAAAAAUGUAUAAUGAAGCAUAAUAAUAAGUCCAACUUUAUUUGGUA
This is a messenger RNA of Anneissia japonica, 3075 nucleotides long. Its product is annotated as cystathionine beta-synthase-like. The record is from RefSeq and is a predicted model, not a curated record. The transcript has 13 exons. Gene Ontology annotation, cellular component: cytoplasm. Bases 189 to 1775 code for a protein of 528 amino acids. NCBI's taxonomy places the organism in Eukaryota, Metazoa, Echinodermata, Crinoidea, Comatulida, Comatulidae. Gene Ontology annotation, molecular function: cysteine synthase activity; cystathionine beta-synthase activity.